Messenger RNA from Linepithema humile (Argentine ant), 2088 nucleotides. Lineage: Eukaryota; Metazoa; Arthropoda; Insecta; Hymenoptera; Formicidae. The record is from RefSeq and is a predicted model, not a curated record.
AUGGUCGAAAGAAAGCAGAAAAGUGCGUUCGUUGUCGACGUAGCGGAACAAAAUAAAUCACACGCCUCGGACUUUUAUUAUGCCGUUCAGAUAAGCGUUCGUUUAUUGAAGCCAAUCGGUGCUUGGCCAUUGGCUAAUGAUGAGACCUCGAGAUUCAAGAUUAUCACGCACAAAGUAUCGAUGAUAAUCGCAUUGUUUCUCUUCACUUUCACCAUCGCGCCGUGGAUUGCCGAUACUAUGAAAGAGAAGUGGAGCGUCUUCCUGAUUCUCCGUUUGUGCCCCUUAUUCUUUACAAUGACGGUCUUUGCGAGAUAUAUUCUGCUGGUGUGGCAUCAGGAGCAGCUGAGGUCCUGCAUCGAUCACGUAGCUGAUGACUGGCAGUGCGUCAUAAUUCCUAAGGAUCGAGAAAUCAUGCUGGAAAAUGCUCGAAUGGGCCGCACAUUCGGCACUUUUUCCGUAGCUUUUAUGUUCAGCUGUGGUGCGCUGUAUUACACUCUGCCUAUAGUUUCAUUGAACACGAUUGAUGAAGAUAACAUGACUGUAAGAUUGCAUCCGUCACCCUGCGAGCUGAUUGUGUGCGAUUGUCAGGCUAGUCCUGUAUAUGAAAUUGCGUACUUUUUACAAUUUCUCUGCGGCUAUACAGCCUACAGCACAUUCUGCGGUAUUUGUAGUUUGAUCGCCAAUUUCGUCAUGCAUGUAUGCGGUCAGUGUGACGUGUUAGUGUCAAUUUUUGAAGAAACCGUUGAUGGUGGCGAGCACAAUAAUGGUCCAAUCGACAGCCGAAUCGCUACCGCGGAUUUAAACAAUAACGAAUCGUUUGUACAGAUCUUUAUGUAUGUCUUCGGCCUUGUGUCAAUUAUUUUUAACAUAUUUAUGUUCUGCUACAUCGGUGAUUUGCUCAAAGAAUGCUGCCAGAACGUGGGAACCGCAUGCUAUGCAAUGGAAUGGUAUCGAAUGCCUCCUAAAAAAGCCAUUGAACUAAUUAUGCCGAUUGCAAUGUCCCGGUAUCCUGCGACGCUCACCGCCGGAAAACUGCUGUCGAUGACCCUAGCCACAUUCUCUGACGCAGAUGUAAAAUAUGCUGUUCAACAAAAUUACGUUGUACUUUGCAUGCUUGGUAUCUGGCCAUCGAUUGACAGACGGCCGAACACAAUUGAGAAAAUUGUAAAUAUUACUGUCAUGAUCAGUUGCUACUUUUUUCUCCAAUGCGAUAUCGUACCGGGUGUUCUUUAUUACGUGUUUGUCGAUAAUGAGACACGCGAAAAAAUAAAAAUGGUGCCGCCAGUUUUAUACUCAAUCAUGAUGAUUGCCAAAUACAGUAAUUUGAUUAGUCACGAGUGCGACAUCAGGAGCUGUCUGCGACACAUUAAGGAAGAUUGGGAAAUAAUAAUUACUGAUGGUGCGCGAGAAAUGAUGCUGGACAAGGCCAACACCGCAAGACGAUUGUUCAUCUUGUGCUGCACGUUCAUGUACGGUGGAGGACUCUGUUACAAUAUGAUAAUGCCGCUGUCGCAAGGAAGUAUCGUCACCGAUCAGAACAUCACGAUUCGACCGCUGUCCUGUCCCGGUUAUUACGUUUUCUUUAAUCCGCAGAAUAGUCCCGCUUACGAAAUCGUAUUUCUCCUGCAGGCCCUUUGCGGCUUCGUCAUGUACACGAUCACGGUGACAACUUGCAGUCUCGCCGCGCUUUUUGUGAUGCACGCGUGCGCCCAGAUGCAGAUUUUAAUGCGCUUGAUGGAGAUUUUUGUUGAAGAGAGUGAAUUGGAUAAAAAAAAUACCACUGCAAAAUUGGCUAUCAUAGUUGAACAUCAGAUAAGAAUACGAAAUUUCUUGCAACUAGUGGAGAAUACUUUACGCUAUAGUAACUUAGUCGAAAUAGCAGAAGAAAUAUGCUGGACUUCUUGCACACUCGAUUGGUAUCGUCUUCCAAUAAAUACGGCGCGAGAUAUGAUAUUAGUGAUAGUUGCUUCAAACGUUUCGCCACGACUUACCGCUGGAAAAUUCAUGGAGCUGUCUUUCAGAACAUUUGGUGAUGUAAUUAAAUCUGCUGUAAUCUAUUUAAAUAUACUUCGACAACUAACUGAAUAA